This is a messenger RNA of Dentiscutata erythropus, 666 nucleotides long. The record is from the annotation of a GenBank genome assembly. NCBI's taxonomy places the organism in Eukaryota, Fungi, Glomeromycota, Glomeromycetes, Diversisporales, Gigasporaceae.
AUGUUUUAUACUAGUGACAAAGAUAAAGAAUGGAGCUGUAAGACAAAAGGAAGCUUUGAUACAACAAUACCUGUGUAUAAAGGUGCAGAAGUGAACGACAUAGAAAACUUCCUUUUUGACUACGAAGGCUAUGCGAAGGCGAAUAAAUAUGAUGAAGAAACGACCUAUUUCAGAGUAUACAUGCAUAUGCUAGAAAGUAUGAGAAUGUGGGUAAGAAAAUUGGUACAAACGGAGAAAAUGUGGGCUUCAUUAAAAACAAAAAUCGCUGAAAAGAUCACAGCUGAAAAUGAACUAGAAAUAAUGAUCCUCUGGUUAAAACGGUUGAGAUCUGAUGAAAAACGUAACUGGUAUAUCCAAGGCCUUAGGGAACCUUUUCGUUCUAAGGUAGAAAGUCACUGUCCUAAAAAUUAUAAAAAGGCAAAAAAGAAAGCACUUGGGAUAGACGAGUAUAAAAGAGAAAAGAACCAAACUUAUGAAGGAGACAAGUUCAAAGAACCAGUAACUUGUAGCAAAACAGACGUUGAUAUCGACAGUCUUGUGAAUAAACUUGCGGCGUUGAAGAUCAAUCGCAUUGAGCGAGAAGAUCAAUCAAGCCGAAGCAAUGUAGAAAAUUUUAUACAAAACAUAGUCACUAAAACAAUCAAAGACAUGAAUAGAAGAACGUGA